Diceros bicornis minor is the source of this 525-nucleotide messenger RNA. It is a transcript of the gene MRPS6, whose product is annotated as mitochondrial ribosomal protein S6. Gene Ontology annotation, biological process: translation. Gene Ontology annotation, molecular function: structural constituent of ribosome; small ribosomal subunit rRNA binding. Lineage: Eukaryota; Metazoa; Chordata; Mammalia; Perissodactyla; Rhinocerotidae. The record is from RefSeq and is a predicted model, not a curated record. Gene Ontology annotation, cellular component: ribosome; mitochondrial small ribosomal subunit.
AUGGGCCUCUCGUCCUUUCUUGGGCCUGGGCCGCUCAGACUACAGGCUGUUUGCGUUCAGUCAACACUUCAAUUUUAUAGGCCUGUGGAGCCAAAGAUUACAAGACUUUUGAACUCCAGGCUGCCUUCUGUCUGGCUACACCCUCUGUUGCCGGAGCCCAAAUCUUUUUUAACAACUCUACAAAAACAAGCAAUGUUGGCUUUGAUGCUGGAAGCCAUGCAGCCACCAGAGACUGCUGCCCCAGUGGACACGGGAGCAACAGUGAGGAACUUGGAAAACCCGGGCAUACGGGCACUUCCUCGUUAGAUCGCCAUCCACAGUCAGCAGCGUAACAUCGGAGAGUAUUUCGUGGUGGAUUUUUAUGCACCAACAUAUAUUGAAAGUAAAACGGAACGUUUUUCUCAAAACAUUGAUGUGAUUAGACCUAAUAUUGUAAAACAUCUGCUAACCCAGGAAGUCAAAGAGUAUGAAGGGAUUUUCCCUGUUCCACUUGAAGGAAAACUAUAUCCCAAGAGGAAGAAGUAA